Effrenium voratum is the source of this 348-nucleotide messenger RNA. NCBI's taxonomy places the organism in Eukaryota, Dinophyceae, Suessiales, Symbiodiniaceae. The record is from the annotation of a GenBank genome assembly.
AUGUGCAAAAAGGUUCUGAUUGUGUUUUGCACGUGUGCUCGCAUGUCCUAUCUUGCUGAAGUGGUGCGCGAGCAGAACCGGUGUGAAGCGAAGUGCAGUGUCCGCUUUGAUGGAUUCCAUUCGCUAUCAAUUCUCCCUCUUUACAACAUUGCCCGGGGCCGGAGGAUACAGUCAGCCGGCCUGCACAAGGGAGUUGGAGUGCAAAGCGCACGUCAGACUGCCAGCCUUUCGCAAACGGCAAAUCAUGGUUUGGAUACGCAAUUAAUAGACAUGCAUCACCACGCCUGCCAACGCAGAGAUUCCAUUCCAGCAUGCCAUGUAGAGCAUGUCCAGUGGGUUCGCCUGUGA